This is a messenger RNA of Pocillopora damicornis (cauliflower coral), 1973 nucleotides long. RefSeq names its product neuroligin-4, X-linked. Lineage: Eukaryota; Metazoa; Cnidaria; Anthozoa; Scleractinia; Pocilloporidae. The record is from RefSeq and is a predicted model, not a curated record.
GUGCGUUGAAAGAAGCGCGAGUCAAAUGGGAGACAGAUUGAAACUGUCUGUCACUAAGUUUUCAUUUAUGGAAACGGAAGGAGCCUUCUAGUAUUUGUCGGUGUGAGAUUGCAAGCAAUUAUAUGACCUAGGUAAUCUUUGAGGUUGUUUUGCUUUUGUUUCGGUCGGAUAACGCACGGAGCGCUGUUUUUUUACAUGACAAGUCGACAACGAUGGUAUUCUUCAAGACCUGCUACAUAGUUUCCUUUUUAAUGACCGCAGGACUUUUCUUAGCUUUUGCUGAAGAUGAUUUGAUUAUAGUGAAAACACGAUUUGGAUCGGUCAGGGGAAAUACUCGUCGUUUUGAUGACCUCAGCAUGCCCAUCCGAGCUGUGGAUAAAUUUCUUGGGAUUCCGUUUGCAGCGCCGCCUGUGGGUGAGUUACGGUUUAAGCCUCCGCAGCCCCCCCAGGUUUGGAACCCGUCCAUUUACGAUGCCUCGCAUUUUAAGGACAUCUGUAUUCAAGAUCCUGAGUACAAUGAGUUCUUCUGGCCAAAUCUUUCCAUUCCACAAAGCGAAGAUUGCUUGUAUCUAAAUGUGUAUUCACCCCAUCGGAACUCGAGCUCCAAGGAACUCUUUCCAGUCAUGGUUUACAUUCACGGAGGGGGCUAUGAAGCUGGAACCCCCGCUGUCAGUCCGGGAGAUGUGAUCCCCUUAUGGGGUGUCGUUCUGGUGACCAUACAAUACCGCUUAGGCCCCUUUGGGUUCAUUACUUCUGGUGACGUGAAGGCUCCUGGAAAUUAUGGAAUGUUGGAUCAGGUCGAGGCUCUAAAAUGGAUCCAAAACAACAUAGAGCCCUUUGGGGGUAAUUCGUCGGCGGUUACCAUAUUUGGUGAGAGCGCUGGAGGGUCCAGCGUAGGCCUUCUACUCUUGUCCCCUCUUACGAAGGGUCUUUUUCACCAUGCAAUAUCGAACAGCGGAGUGGACCUCUCCCCUUUUGCCAUUGGGUCAAACGAAGAAGUAACAAAACAGAGCAAGAUGGCCGCCAAACAGGUGGGUUGUGAAGCAGAGGAUAGUGGUAGAAUGAUCAAAUGUCUACGUUCGAUUGACGCCUUGAAGUUCUCAGUGAAGGAUGCAAAUGUGUGGAGGCCCAUAGUUGAUGGAAACUUUCUUCUGGACACUCCACGAAAGCUGAGAAGGGCCGGAAAUUUCCAUCAUGUUCCGUACUUGGCUGGGUUUACUAGCCAGGAAGGCACCUACUUUUUCCCACAAUUCCUCGAGAACACAACGCCUGAAGAUUUCCUUCAUCGAACUAAGGAGGUAUUUAAUACGAUUGGCAACGAGUAUGGACAAAUGUUGAACGGAGAUCUUCCAAAGACUCUUCUCGAUACCUUAAUGUUGUUGUAUACACCGUGGCCCGAUCAAAAUGAUCACAUUAAGGUGAAAAUUGCAUUAGCAGAUGAAGUCGGGGACUUCACCAUGAGUGCCCCAACCCAUGCAGAUCUGGCUCUUCACAGUAAAAACGCUCCUGUGUUCAUGUACGAAUUUGCACAUAUGUCUACGCUCAACCUAAGGCCCGCAUGGAAAGGACCCUCACAUAAGGAUGACACCCCGUACCAGUUUGGGUUUCCUUUAAUGAAUCUAACCAUUUUACAACAGUAUAACGAGGCAGACCGAAACCUAAGCUACAUGUUAAUCACGCUUUUUACGAACUUUGCCAAAUAUGGUAAACCUACACCACAGCCUGUCAACGAUGUAUCAUGGGAAGGAUUCAACACGAGUCACAUGGUGUAUCUUCGUGUCCAGUCGCAGCCUGAGAUGGCUGUCAACUACAAACCAACAAAAAUGGCGUUUUGGAAUGAGUUCUACGAGAGGAUGUUGUUAGAGGAGCCCCAUACUUGCCAUUCUACAUCUGGUGCUCUUAAACGGUGCUUCCUUUUCCGUAACUAUAUCGUAUUGUCUUGCGUCUUCUUGUCUAACAUGAUUUUUGGUUAA